AUGGCGUGCACCAUGCUGUCCUCCAAGGCCUCCAUUUCGGGGGCCCGCACCCUAAAUGCCCCACAGCAGACCCGCGCCAAGGUGGCAAAGCCAGUUAUCAGCUGCUCCGCCCUGCCCUCCCGGCAGGCCUGUGUGGGACCCGCUGCUGCCGCGGCCCUGGCCCUGGCCCUCGGUUUGGGGGCGGUGGAGCCAGCACAGGCUGACGUGGCAGGGCUCACCCCCUGCUCCCAGAGCAAGGCUUUUGCCAAGAGGGAGAAGAAUGAGAUCAAGAAUCUGAACCGUCGCCUGAAGAACUACGACGAGGGCACCGCGCCGGCGAUCGCCCUGCAGGCCAACAUCAAGAACGUGGAGCGGCGCUUCGCCGCGUACGGCCGCGGCAACCUGCUGUGCGGCAACGACGGCCUGCCGCACCUGAUCGCGGACCCGGGCCUGGCCCUGCGCUACAACCACGCGGGGGAGGUGCUGGUCCCCACCAUCGGCUUCAUCUACUUUGCGGGCUGGAUCGGGUACGCCGGCAGCAAGUACCUGCAGGAGACCAAGCUGGCGGCCAAGCCUUUCAACCGCGAGAUCAUCAUCGACGUCCCCGCCGCCUGGCGCAACCUGUGGGAGGGCUUCCUCUGGCCCGUGCGGGCGGUGGCGGACUGGAGGACCGGCAACCUGCUGGCCGACGAUGACAAGAUCACCGUCUCGCCGCGCUAG
Messenger RNA from Auxenochlorella protothecoides, 699 nucleotides. Its product is annotated as Photosystem I reaction center subunit III, chloroplastic. Gene Ontology annotation, cellular component: chloroplast thylakoid membrane; photosystem I reaction center; photosystem I. The record is from RefSeq and is a predicted model, not a curated record. Bases 1 to 699 code for a protein of 232 amino acids. The transcript is spliced from 3 exons. Lineage: Eukaryota; Viridiplantae; Chlorophyta; Trebouxiophyceae; Chlorellales; Chlorellaceae. Gene Ontology annotation, biological process: photosynthesis.